Trifolium pratense (red clover) is the source of this 1874-nucleotide messenger RNA. RefSeq names its product probable terpene synthase 2. Gene Ontology annotation, biological process: diterpenoid biosynthetic process. Lineage: Eukaryota; Viridiplantae; Streptophyta; Magnoliopsida; Fabales; Fabaceae. The transcript is spliced from 7 exons. The record is from RefSeq and is a predicted model, not a curated record. The coding region runs from base 9 to 1682 and encodes 557 amino acids. Gene Ontology annotation, molecular function: magnesium ion binding; terpene synthase activity.
AUUUAAGUAUGUCGACCGUACCUUACUUAUACCAGCUUGAUGCUAAAUCUGACUUGCAUAGAAAUGUUGCAGAUUUUCACCCUAACAUUUGGGAAGAUUAUUUCCUUCAAUAUGCUUCACAAUCUAUGGAACUUGAUCAAACAAUGGUAGCACAAAUAGAGACACUAAAAAGCGAUGUAAGGAACAUGCUUGUCUCAAAAACCGAGAAACCGUUGAUAAAAGUCCACUUGAUUGAUUCAAUAUGCCGCAUGGGUGUGAGCUAUCAUUUUGAACAUGAAAUUGAAGAAAUUUUGCAACAUAUUCAUAAUAAUUAUGUUGAAAAUGGAGAGAUAACUAUUGAAGACAAUCUUUGCUCUCUUGGUGUGCUAUUUAGGUUGUUGAGGCAACAAGGGCUUUACGUUUCACCAAAUGUAUUCAACAAAUUGAAGGAUGAGCAAGGAUAUUUUAGUGAAAAACUUAUUAGAGAUGUUGAGGGGAUGCUAAGCUUGUAUGAAGCCACACAUACCAUGAUUCACGGAGAGAACAUUUUGGAAGAGGCUUUGGCUUUCACUACUACGAACCUUGAGUUCAUUGCCAACCAAUCGAGCCACCCUCAUGCAAUACAAGUCAAACAUAGCUUAAGACAGGCUCUCUACAAGAACGUGCCUAGAAUUGAGGCACGACACUACAUUUCCAUGUAUGAGCAAGAUCGUUCUCAUAAUGAAAAUUUACUCAUUUUGGCAAAACUAGAUUUUAAUAUGCUCCAAAACUUACAUCAAAAGGAAUUUGGUAACUCUUGCAAAUGGUGGAAGGAGUUGGAUGUGCCCAGCAAACUACCAUAUGCACGAGAGAGAAUAGAGGAAAGUUGCUUUUGGGCUAUGGGGGCAUAUUUUGAGCCCCGAUAUUCUGCGGCAAGAAGUAUUUUGACAAAAUUAGUGAUCAUAAUAACAUGUAUCGAUGAUACAUAUGAUGCAUAUGGAAAAAUUGAUGAAUUGGAACUUUUUACUAAAGCAAUUGAAAGGUGGGAUAUUAACUGUACGGAUAACCUUCCAGAUUACAUGAAGUUUCUCUACAAACUAAUCUUUGAUCUUUACGAAGAAGUAAAGCACGAAAUGAGAAAGGAAGGAAGAGAAUAUGCUCCAAACUACUACGCAAAAGAAUUCAUAAAAUAUGUUCAAGCAUAUAUGACCGAGGCAAGGUGGUUAAACAAUAAUUAUAAACCGACAUUAGAAGAGUACAUUCGGGUAUCAACAGAAUCAUCUGGUUAUGCAAUUGUGACAACAACUUGUUACAUUGGUAUGGGAGACAUAGCUACUGAGGAUGUCUUCAAGUGGGUAUCUAGUGAGCCAAAAGCUAUUAAUGCUGCCAUUGUCAUUUGUCGGCUAAUGGAUGACCUUGUUUCCAACGAGUUUGAACAGAAAAGAGAUCAUAUUUCUUCAUUCUUGGAAUGCUAUAUGAAGAAAUAUAAUAUAUCUAGAGAAGCUGCUAUUCAAGAAGGUCGCAAAAGAAUUGCUGAUGCUUGGAAAGAUUUAAAUGAGGAAUGUCUUAGGCCAACUCAAGUUCCAAUACCUAUUCUAACGAUCAUACUAAAUCUCUCUCGUUUUAUGGAUGUAGUUUAUAAAGAUAAAGAUAAUUUCACACAUCCUGAAGGUGAAAUGAAGACAUUCAUUAAAGCUUUGCUUGUUGAUCCGGUGCCACUUUGAGCUUCAAUUUUAGUGUUUUUGUGUGUCGUAUUUCUAUUUUAAAUAAAAAAUUGUCAUGUGUGGAGGAAUAUGUUUUGUUUUAAUUUGUUGAAUUGAAAGUAUGCGUGUAUGUUUUAAAUUGAAAUAAUGUAAUAUUGUAUGAAUUAUUUCUACAAUUAAUGAAUGAAAAAAUGAGUAAAUUGUUUCAUAAAA